AUGUCAUCUGAAUGGUACGGUUGGUUUGAUGAUGAGAAAUUGUCGCAUCGAGUUGUUAAAUGUAUCGCUGAUCUCUUUUAUGAGCCAUUCGUCUACGAUGAAUUGUGCUUUUACUGUAUUGAAGGUGCAUCCUGCCCAUAUCAUGAAAUCCCACAAGAACGGAUACAAGUACAACAAAAAGAUAAUAUAUCAAUGGAUUAUGUAUUAGAUGAAAUUUUUGGCUUGCAAAGUGAUUGCUGCAAAUGUACAAAUUGCGAAGUAGAAGUUGUCACAAAUUACCGAGAGAACAGGACAGUAAAAGUUCCGCAAAACUGUACUGCUAUAAAGCAAUCAAUCAAUAUACAAUGGCAUGUCAUCUUCAUUGUUUUCUUUUGCUUUCUUAUUUAG
Messenger RNA from Loa loa (African eye worm), 387 nucleotides. RefSeq lists its product as hypothetical. Lineage: Eukaryota; Metazoa; Nematoda; Chromadorea; Rhabditida; Onchocercidae. The transcript is spliced from 2 exons. The coding region runs from base 1 to 387 and encodes 128 amino acids. The record is from RefSeq and is a predicted model, not a curated record.